This is a messenger RNA of Strongylocentrotus purpuratus (purple sea urchin), 1306 nucleotides long. It is a transcript of the gene gar1, whose product is annotated as H/ACA ribonucleoprotein complex subunit 1. The record is from RefSeq and is a predicted model, not a curated record. The transcript is spliced from 7 exons. Gene Ontology annotation, biological process: ribosome biogenesis; snoRNA guided rRNA pseudouridine synthesis. Gene Ontology annotation, molecular function: box H/ACA snoRNA binding. Lineage: Eukaryota; Metazoa; Echinodermata; Echinoidea; Camarodonta; Strongylocentrotidae. Bases 129 to 764 code for a protein of 211 amino acids. Gene Ontology annotation, cellular component: box H/ACA snoRNP complex.
ACGUGGGACGAUGUAAGAGAUUGUACGGAACCUAAACACGUGGGGCUUGUGUUCAAGAUUUCGUCGUUGACAUUGAGAUUUGGGCCAUUAUUUGUGUCUUUAUAAGUAGACUGGUAUAACUGCACAAGAUGUCUUGGAGAGGUGGUAGAGGAGGAGGAGGAGGAGGCAGUUUCAGAGGUGGAGGUGGAGGACGAGGAGGAGGAUUUCGGGGAGGGAGAGGAGGAAGGGGAGGCAGAGGAGGAGGAGGAGGUGGUGGAAAUUAUUAUAACCAAGGUCCACCUGAUUAUGUCACAGAGGUUGGCUCCUUCGUGCACCCUUGCCAAGAUGAUCUGGUCGUCCAAGGCACCAAUGAAAAGAUCCCCUACUUCAACGCCCCCAUCUUUUUGGAAAACAAGCAGCAGAUCGGCAAAGUGGAUGAAAUAUUUGGACAUCUCACAAAAUAUUUUUUCUCCAUCAAAUUAUCAGAUAACAUGUCAGCAUCAUCAUUUAGUAAAGACCAAAAGUUCUUCAUCGAUCCCAUGAAGCUGCUUCCAUUGCAGAGGUUUCUCCCCCAGGCUGGAGGGAGGGUCGCCAAGAGGGGCGGUGGAAGGGGUGGAUUCAGAGGGCGUGGCGGAGGAAGAGGUGGUGGAUUCAGAGGUGGACGAGGCGGUGGGUUCAGCCGAGGUGGUGGUCGAGGCGGUGGCUUUAGAGGGGGUCGUGGUGGGGGUGGUUUUAGCAGAGGAGGAGGAGGAGGCUUCAGCAGAGGUUUCCGAGGAGGAAGGUGAUGAGAGAUUUAGCUGGAGGAUUUUAAAACCUUUUUUAAAAGAACAAUCGCCACUGUUCAAUUUGCAUCACAUAGGAGUCAGGAUAAUGUUGCAUCCAAACGAUGUUCCCUUUCAUACAUCAAGGUGCUUGCAGUACUAUGCAUACUAAAUCUUGCACACAUGCUUAAUGUAUAGUACUGCUUUGUGCAAAUUAAAGGGAAGUUUCACUUUGGACACAGUCAAUGACAAUAAUGCGAUGUACAGGUAUUUCAAGAAUAUUGUUGAGUUUGAUUCAAAAUGUUAAUUGAAGUCAAGGGUAGUCUUAUAUAGCCAUUCACAAACAGGGAGGAGUGUCCUGUAAAAAAUGGACAGUUGACAACUAAAUUAUUCAUACCCGUACCUAGUUUAUAAUUCUGCAAGUGUGUGAAAAUUUGAUUUUUCCAAUAUUUGUUUCUAGAGGAUGUGACAUAGUAAAGUCUACAUCUAAAAGUUUUCAGCAAAGGCCCUGAUUCAACCAGUCCAUAAUUCAUUCUUGAGUUGCCCCCCCCCCCCCAAAAAAAAAA